AUGCCCCGUUCUUCUCGUACAGGUGAACUGAUAUUUAAUCUUGAGAUCGAGAAGGUUGAGCGAAAGCUACGAAAGGAAGCCAAGCAACGAAAAGCUGUUCAGGUUGCGAAGCUGGCAGAAUCUUUAAACCACCUCAAAAUCUCUAGCUCUAGCGACUCUGAAAGUGAUCAAGAGACUGUCAUGGCUGAAGAUACCCGCACUCUAAGGGAGUUGGCUGCUCCCAACUUGGCGCAGCAGCCCUUAUGCAUUAACUUUCCAACUCUGAAUAACGCUGUUGCUUUUGAACUGAAAUCUGGAUUAAUUCAUUUGUUGCCUUCUUUUCAUAGACUUGCAGGUGAAGAACCUCAUAAACACUUGCAAGAGUUCGACGUGGUGUGCUCCAGCAUGAAACCACCAGGUGUUACUGACGAACAGAUCAAACUCAGAGCCUUCCCAUUCUCGCUCAAAGAUGCUGCAAAGGAUUGGCUCUACUAUCUCCCACCUGGAAGCAUCGACACGUGGAACGACAUGAAAAAGAAAUUUUUGGAGAAGUACUUUCCAGCUUCCAGAGCUGCGAUCCUGAGGAAGGAGAUAUGUGGUAUCAAACAACAAUCAGGUGAAACGCUCCAUGAAUAUUGGGAGCGAUUCAAUAAGCUUAUCAUUAAAUGUCCACAACAUCAAAUUCCCCCUCAAUUAUUGAUUCAAUACUUUUAUGAUAGUUUAUCAUUGAUGGACAGGAACAUUAUCGAUGCUGCAAGUGGUGGAGCUUUAGUGAAUAAGACGCCGGCACAAGCUUGGGAUCUUAUUGCGAGGAUGGCUGAAAAUACGCAGCAAUUUGGUUCAAGAGAUGUUGGACAGAUAAGCGGAAACAACAGUGACCAUGCCAUCCAAUCGAUGCAACAACAACUUUCUGAGUUGACGAGCUUCAUUCGCAAGAUGGUCGUGGAAGAAUCCAACCCGAGUGUCCAAGUCAAGGUGUGUGGAAUAUGCACGAGUGCAGGACACCCUACAGAUGCUUGGCCGACCCUCCAAGAAGAAUGUGCAGUGGAUGUGAACACUGCAAACUACGGUAUGAAUAGACCUUCAGCGUACAAUCCAUACUCCAACACCUACAAUCCAGGCUGGAGAGAUCAUCCGAACUUGCGUUAUGGAAACGCACAGCGGGGUAAUGCUCAUCAACCAUUUGGAGCUAUGCAGCAGAUGCAACAACCUCGUUUCUAUGAAAAACAGCCGCCUCAAGCACCCACAAGCAACUCCAGUCCAUCUUUGGAAGACUUGGUGAAGUCUAUGGCUACCAGUACCCUGCAAUUCCAGCAAGAGAUGAAGUCAACUGUCGACAAAUUACAAGGUCAGAUCAAUCAAGUGUCAGAGGAGGUGAAACAACUACGUGAAAGAGGAAAGUGGCCUGCUCAGCCUGAGCCAAAUCCAGCAAAUGUCAGCGCCAUCACUAUCUGCAGUGAUACGAUGAUUGAAUGUUCCUCCUGGCCUAAUCCAAGGAAUACGAGUGCUAUAACUCUUCGUAGCGGAAAGGAAUUGGAAGGUCCACCUCAUAUCUCAAGGGAACGGAAUGAGGAUCAGAUUGAGAUGGAGAUCGAAAAAGAAGCUGAACUUCACGAAAAGGUACUUCCUGACUCUGUUCCUCUUACUGAAACUAAAUCAGCUCAUUUUCCUGACAGGUUGAAGAAACCACAAAAGACAAACAAACGAAAAGAGAUGAUGGAAAUAUUCAAGAAGGUAGAACUUAAUAUUCCGCUCCUGGAGGCUAUAAACCAAAUCCCCAAGUACGCAAAGUUUUUGAAAGAACUGUGCACUAACAAAAGGAAAUUGCGAGGGGACGAGCAUAUUAUAGCGGGUGAGAACGUUUCUGCUGUUCUCAAAAGAAAGGUACCACCCAAAACAGGUGAUCCAGGUAUGUUUUCUAUCCCUUGUAAGAUUGGAAAAACUGAGAUAACUAAGGCUAUGCUAGAUUUAGGAGCUGCUAUUAAUGUCAUGCCUCGAUCAAUAUACGAUUCUUUAAAUCUAGGGCCUUUAAAAGAAACAGGAAUUAUUAUUCAACUUACUGAUCGAACCAAUGCUUACCCUGAUGGUAUGAUAGAAGACGUGCUAGUUCAAGUUAAUGACUUAAUUUUCCCUGUUGAUUUUUAUAUUCUGGAUAUGCAUGAUGCACACUGCUUUAAUCCACCGCCUCUUUUGUUAGGAAGACCUUUUAUGUGCACUGCAGGAGCAAAAAUUGAUGUACGGAAGGGCACUCUCGCUUUGGAAUUUGAUGGAGAAGAAGUCCAUUUCAAUAUUUUUGAUGCUAUGAAACAUCCUAUUGAUUCUGAAACAUUAUAUGCAAUUGAUAUCAUUGAUCCCUUGGUGCAGGACGCAUUUGGAUUAAGUGGUUCCGAUGAAUUGAAGAUCGUGUUAAUGGAACAUCUAGAGAAAGAACAUGAGAGAGAGAUAGCCGUAGACAAGAGAAUAAGAAAAGUUCUCAAGGAGCUUAACUCAACUCCAAGAGUGUCACCAAGGUAUGAAUUAGCUCCAAUAUUCUUACAUGAGUCUAAGCAAUGUUUAUUACCAUCUUUGACGCAGGCACCUGAAUUGGAAUUGAAGCCUUUACCUGAAACUCUAAAAUACGCUUAUUUGGGAGAGAAGAACACUCUACCGGUAAUCAUCUCUGCAAAAUUGACACCAGAACAAGAAGAGAAAUUGAUUAAGGUUUUAAAAGAUCACAAGACCGCCAUUGGAUGGACGAUCGCUGACAUAAAAGGUAUUGAUCCCUCGUUUUGUACUUAUAGGAUCACACUCGAGGAGGAUUCAAAACCAGUGAGACAAGCUCAAAGGAAGUUGAACCCGAUUAUGACUGAGGUAGUCAAGAAAGAAGUGUUAAAGCUUCUCGAAGCUGGUAUCAUCUACCCUAUCUCCGAUAGUAGGUGGGUGAGUCCGGUUCAAGUGGUUCCCAAGAAAGCCGGAGUAACGGUGGAAGAGACUCGAGAAGGAGAAAAGCUCCCGGUUCGAAAACAAGCUGGAUGGCGCCAAUGCAUAGAUUACCGUAAGCUGAAUGCGGUAACAAAAAAGGAUCAUUUUCCUCUCCCUUAUAUUGAUCAAAUGAUUGAACGACUCGCUGGUCGCGCAUAUCACUGCUUUUUAGAUGGAUUUUCAGGUUAUUUUCAGAUAGCGAUAGCACCCGAGGAUCAGGAGAAAACAUCAUUCACUUGUCCGUUUGGAGUUUUCGCCUACAGAAGGAUGCCUUUUGGUUUGUGUAACGCUCCUGCUACAUUCCAAAGAUGUAUGGUAAGUAUUUUCUCUGAAUAUAUUGAGCGAAUCAUUGAAGUUUUUAUGGAUGACUUUAGUGUAUAUGGCUUUAGUUUUGAUGAUUGUCUAGGUAAUUUGACUUUAAUCUUGAAACGAUUAGAUAAAUCUAAAGUUGAGCUAAUCACUGCUUUACCUUACCCUACUUCUGUGCGAGAGCUACGUGGUUUUUUAGGACAUGCAGGUUUCUACCGGCGCUUCAUCAAGGACUUCUCCAAAAUUGGAGCACCAUUGUUUCACCUCCUGCAGAAAGAUGUAGCAUUUGAGUUCAAUGACGAUUGCAAGAAGGCAUUUGGAGCACUGAAAGAGCGCCUCACAACACCACCGAUUAUUCAACCUCCGAAUUGGGACUUGCCAUUCGAGUUGAUGUGUGACGCAAGCGAUAAUGCAGUGGGAGCCGUUCUAGGGCAACGAGUUGGGAGAGCCUCUCAUGUCAUCUACUAUGCUUCGCGAGCACUGAAUGGCGCUCAAUUAAAUUACUCCACCACGGAGAAAGAGAUGCUUGCUAUUGUUUUUGCUCUUGAUAAAUUUAGAUCUUAUCUUUUAGGCACUAAGGUGUUAGUGUACUCUGACCAUGCAGCUCUGCGUUACUUGAUGGCAAAGAAGGAAGCCAAACCUCGAUUAAUUCGAUGGGUACUCCUUCUGCAAGAGUUUGACAUAGAGAUUCGCGACAAGAAAGGAACUGAAAAUUUGGUAGCUGACCACUUGAGUCGUAUACCCGUGGAGUCAGAUGCAGUUCCUGUUCGAGAGUCAUUUCCUGACGAACAACUUCUCUCUAUUGCGACUACACACCCUUGGUAUGCUGAUAUUGUUAAUUACUUAGUCACUAACGAGUUUCCUACAGGUUGGGCAAAGGCAAAAAGGGAUAAGCUCCGCAGUGAUGCAAAAUACUACAUUUGGGAUGACCCCUACCUUUGGAAGUGGUGCUCUGAUCAGAUCAUUCGAAAGUGCGUUAAUGAAAGUGAAUUUCAUUCUUCUUGUGAUAGAUGUCAACGAACAGGUAACCUCUUUUCUCGUAAUCAAAUGCCUCAAUCGCCUAUGAUGUUUGUCGAAAUAUUUGAUGUGUGGGGUAUAGAUUUUAUGGGACCUUUUCCUAAUUCAUAUGGAUGCUUAUAUAUUAUCUUGGCUGUUGAUUAUGUCUCAAAAUGGGUGGAAGCAAGAGCCACCCAAACUAAUGAUUCUAAGGUGGCUGCAGAAUUCAUUAAGUCAUAUAUCUUCUCUCGAUUUGGAGUGCCAAAGGCAAUUGUGAGUGACAGAAGGACUCACUUUUGCAACAAAACCGUGGCUGCACUUUUUCGAAAAUAUGGAGUGCUUCACAAGGUGUCAACCUCAUAUCAUCCUCAAACGAAUGGACAAGCUGAAAUCUCCAACCGCGAAGUCAAGUCUAUCUUGGAGAAAACAGUUCAACCGAACAGAAAAGAUUGGAGCUCGAGACUCGAUGAUGCUCUGUGGGCAUAUCGAACAGCAUACAAGACACCAAUAGGGAUGUCACCAUUUCGAUUGGUGUAUGGAAAACCUUGCCAUUUACCUGUGGAAAUUCAACACAAGGCAUUUUGGGCAGUGAAAAAGUGCAAUAUGAAUCUUCAAGAAGCCGGAGCCCAUCGAAAAAUGCAAAUUCAAGAGCUAGAGGAGAUUCGACAAGAGGCAUACGAGAAUACGAUACUCUACAAGGAAAAGACAAAAGCCUUUCAUGAUCAUCACAUCUCCAGAAAAAUUUUUGAGAUAGGACAGAAAGUCUUAUUAUAUCACUCUCGUCUUAAGCUUUUCCCUGGAAAGCUGCGCUCUAGGUGGAUAGGGCCCUUUAUCGUUACUAAACUUUUUCCUUAUGGUGCAGUGGAGAUUCAGAGCUUAUGGACGGAGAAAAAGUUUGUGGUCAAUGGACAUCGUCUUAAGUCAUAUUACGAGGGAUUCCCACUUGAAUCUGUAGAGUUGGUGUCUCUCGCCGAUAUCGAAGUUGAGGACUGA
Messenger RNA from Andrographis paniculata, 5238 nucleotides. RefSeq lists its product as uncharacterized. The transcript is spliced from 3 exons. Bases 1 to 5238 code for a protein of 1745 amino acids. The record is from RefSeq and is a predicted model, not a curated record. Lineage: Eukaryota; Viridiplantae; Streptophyta; Magnoliopsida; Lamiales; Acanthaceae. Gene Ontology annotation, biological process: DNA integration. Gene Ontology annotation, molecular function: nucleic acid binding.